Molecule: messenger RNA, 444 nt
Organism: Hypoxylon trugodes
Lineage: Eukaryota; Fungi; Ascomycota; Sordariomycetes; Xylariales; Hypoxylaceae
Exons: 2
Coding region: 1-444 (147 amino acids)
Source: RefSeq, a predicted model, not a curated record
AUGACCUCCCAAGGAUCCACGGGAGUUCACCUCACUGCUCGUGAUGUAGAGAUUCUCUCUCUAGCUUGGCAGUGUUUCGACACCAACCCCAAGAUCAACUGGCAGAAACUUGCUGAUGUGGCUGGAUUCAAGAAUGCUUCGACCGCUUGUGCCUGCUUUGGCCCCAUCAGGAAGAAGCUUGGCAUUUCUGGUACCAAGGCUGGAGCCGAGGAUGAUGACAAGUCGAACCAUACUCCGUCCAAGUCUGCCACCAAGCGCAAGGUUGCCACGCCCAAGACACCUCAUUCCAGCAAGAAGGCCAAGUCGUCUAGAAAGGCCCUCACUAGUGAUGAGGAAGAUGACGACGAGGUCAAGCCCAAGGUUGAGGUCAAGACUGAAGUUGCGACUCCUGAGAAUGAGAAGGACUCGCUUAGUCUCGAUACCGGGGAUGAAGAUGAAGCCUAA